GCCUGCGCGCUCAGGUGGGGGGACCGGAACCAUGAGCUCCUACCUCCCUCGGUGCAGCGGCGGCAGCGGCGGCGGCGACGUGCUUAGCUUCGCGCCCAAGUUCUGCCGCGCCGACGCCCGUCCCGUGGCCCUGCAGCCCGCCUUCCCCCUGGGCAGUAGCGACGGCACCUUCGUCAGCUGCCUGCCCCUAGCCACGGCCCGACCUGCGCCUUUGCCCCCGGCUGCGCCCGCGCAGCCUGCGGUGCCGCCUGCGUCCGCGCCCCCCUAUGGGCCGUGCACCCUGGAGGGUGCCUACCAGCCCGACGCCGCACCUGCCGCAGCGGGCGUCGCAGAUUACAGCUUCCUGGGGCCCGGGCCCGCGUACGACUUACCGGGCUCACUCGGGAGGCCGGCCGACGACGGCGGGGCUCACGUCCACUACGCCGCCUCGGCUGUCUUCUCGGGCGGCGGCUCCUUUCUCCCCAGCGGCCAGGUGGAUCACACAGCCUUCGGCGAGCCCGGCCCCUUCCCGGCGUGUCUUAAAGAGCCAGCCGAUGGCCACUCUGGGGCCUUCCAGACCGCGUCCCCGGCCCUCGGCGCCUACCCCAAGUCCGUCUCUCCGGCCUCUGCCCUCCCUGCCGCCUUCAGCACCUUUGAGUGGAUGAAAGUGAAGAGGAACACCCCAAAGAGAAGCAAACUAUCCGAGUUUGGAGCCGCUAGCCCCUCCAGCGCCAUCCGAACGAAUUUCAGCACCAAGCAACUGACAGAACUGGAAAAGGAGUUUCAUUUCAAUAAGUACUUAACUCGAGCCCGACGCGUCGAGAUAGCCAACUCUUUGCAACUGAAUGACACCCAAGUCAAAAUCUGGUUUCAGAACCGCAGGAUGAAACAGAAGAAAAGAGAACGAGAAGGGCUUCUGCCCUCAGCUACUCCUGUGGCUUCCCUCCAACUUCCCCUCUCAGGAACAAGCCCCACUAAGUCUGGCAAGAACCCGGAGAGCCCUUCUCAGGCCCAAGAGCCCUCAUGAGGUUUAGUCUGGAGGAAACUUGGCCUGCAGAAGUCAUAGGCCACCACCUCUGUCUAGUUUUACUAGUGCAGUUUGGGAUGGAGAUGGGCAUGAGCAGAAAGGAAUAGAAGUUUCAUUUGGGAAAGGAAAUAUUUUAGUCGACUUCUGAGUUCCAGGCUGUGGUUGUACAGAUAUUAAUUUGAGGUCUGUUAAGCCAUUCAUUUGUGUAUUUGUGUCUUAUCAGGGAAAGGUGCCCAACCACCAGCCCUGCCCUGCUGCUAUGUUGCCUAACUUAGUCAUAUGCAAUUCUUGGGUGCAGAGUGGCAGAGCAUGAGUUGCUGAGCUGUGCCAACCAUCUGAUGUGCUAAGAAGAACAUCUACUCAUUUCUGUCUUUAAUCUAAAGGACAAGGCUCCAUUUAUUCAGCUUCAUGAGAUGACCAAAGCUAGUCAAGGCCUCCCUGAUGUAGCUAAGCUGCUGCAAUGAUGAUACUCACAUUUGCACUUCAGUUUCUUUUUUUUUCACUAAAAAGCAGUUUCUACCUCUUCAUGUGCCUGAGUGAAGAUACAAUCACUGUUUAGUUAGUAGCUGAACAAAUCCACAGAGUGGGUUAAGACUAGAGCCUGAGUUACACCUUGAUACCAGUUACUUAAACUUGAAUGUAAAUAUAUACAGUAUGUAUAUUUUUAAAAAUGUUUGCUUGCAAUGAACUUAUAUAUGACAUUUAAUGUCAGCAUGUAAAG
Molecule: messenger RNA, 1727 nt
Organism: Manis javanica (Malayan pangolin)
Lineage: Eukaryota; Metazoa; Chordata; Mammalia; Pholidota; Manidae
Gene: HOXD1
Product: homeobox D1
Biological process (GO): regulation of transcription by RNA polymerase II
Cellular component (GO): nucleus
Molecular function (GO): DNA-binding transcription factor activity, RNA polymerase II-specific; RNA polymerase II cis-regulatory region sequence-specific DNA binding
Source: RefSeq, a predicted model, not a curated record